This is a messenger RNA of Anguilla rostrata (American eel), 2767 nucleotides long. It is a transcript of the gene abhd17b, whose product is annotated as abhydrolase domain containing 17B, depalmitoylase. NCBI's taxonomy places the organism in Eukaryota, Metazoa, Chordata, Actinopteri, Anguilliformes, Anguillidae. Bases 502 to 1368 code for a protein of 288 amino acids. Gene Ontology annotation, cellular component: plasma membrane; endosome membrane. Gene Ontology annotation, biological process: protein depalmitoylation; regulation of postsynapse organization. The transcript has 4 exons. Gene Ontology annotation, molecular function: palmitoyl-(protein) hydrolase activity. The record is from RefSeq and is a predicted model, not a curated record.
UAAUUUUCCUGUUUUUGCCUGCACAGUUUCUUCUAUGAAAACAGAAGAAGGCGGUGAUCUUGUGAGAAAAGCCGAUACCAAGGUGGUUAUUGUCUGCUGUGGAGCUGAAAUUGAAACUAAAGACGGGAUUGAUAACAAGGGUUUUGGCGAAUGCUAUUUGAAGCACUACCAUCAUCGUUUCUACCGUUUUAUGAAGUGUAUAACUAGCUAACUGGACCACAUGUUUACAAGAUUGAUUGAUAACAAAAAGCCGGAGCUUGGUUUGGGUCGAUUCUGCAAGCGGUUGGCUGUCUUCGCGAAACGGACAGAGGAACGAGCCGUGGUGUGUGGCUCCUACAAAAGAGAUACGAGACGACGUCUAGCGAUAGCAGAAAGGGUAAAGGGUUGUCUUUGCCGGUUAGCGCUAAGCAGUUACAGGGUCUGCUGCUCUGAACACCAUCAUCCAAAUCUGAUUCUGCGGGACGCUUGAGGUUUGUGUCUAACGUUAUCUGAGAGUAGAAAAUGAACCACCUGUCCCUGAGCGAGCUGUGCUGCUUGUUCUGCUGCCCGCCGUGCCCCAGCAAGAUCGCCUCCAAGCUGGCCUUCCUGCCCCCGGACCCCACCUACACGGUCAUCUCGGACGAGAGCGGCUCCCGCUGGACGCUGCACCUGUCGGAGCGCGCCGACUGGCAGUACUCGGCCCGCGAGAGGGACGCCAUCGAGUGCUUCAUGACGCGCACGGCCCGCGGCAGCCGCAUCGCCUGCAUGUUCGUCCGCUGCUCGCCCAACGCCAAGUUCACGCUGCUCUUCUCGCACGGCAACGCGGUGGACCUGGGCCAGAUGAGCAGCUUCUACAUCGGCCUGGGCUCGCGCAUCAACUGCAACGUCUUCUCCUACGACUACUCGGGCUACGGCGCCAGCUCGGGCAAGCCGUCCGAGAAGAACCUGUACGCCGACGUGGACGCCGCGUGGCACGCCCUGAGGACGCGGUACGGCAUCCGGCCGGAGAACGUGAUCAUUUACGGGCAGAGCAUCGGCACGGUGCCGUCGGUGGACCUGGCCGCGCGCUACGAGAGCGCCGCCGUGGUGCUGCACUCCCCCCUCACCUCCGGCAUGAGGGUGGCCUUCCCCGACACCAAGAAGACCUACUGCUUCGAUGCCUUUCCCAACAUCGACAAGAUCUCCAAGGUGACGUCGCCCGUGCUGAUCAUCCACGGCACGGAGGAUGAGGUCAUAGACUUCUCUCACGGGCUGGCGCUGUACGAGCGCUGCCAGCGGCCCGUGGAGCCGCUGUGGGUGGAGGGGGCGGGGCACAACGACGUGGAGCUCUACGGACAGUACCUGGAGCGGCUCAAACAGUUUGUGGCCCACGAGCUCGUCAACUUGUAGAAGGACCCCAUCCGCACAUUCGACAACUGUGAACUCUCAUGGGUAUUAUUUCCUCUGCUCGUUUAGUUUUUUUUUUUUUUUCUUUUUUAAUUAUUAUUAUAGAUUAGACUUUUUUUUAUUUUUAUUACUGCUAUUUUGUUUUUCUUUGUAAUUGCACAGUGCAGUAGUGAUGGAACCAGUAAGCCUAAAGCAAAUCUGUUUGCAAGUCAUGUUUGCUGCCUUUAAAAAAAUGAAAAGAAAAAAAACUAAAAAACCCAGGUCAUGAUUUGCAAACGUUUUGCGAUGACUGUUUUAAUGCCAGUGUAACGGGGGCCGAAGAUAAACACGUGAUCAGUCUGCCACGUUACCCCAACACUUUCGUUGUGUUUGGAUGUUUUUUGUUUUUUUUCGUUUUCGUUUUUGCCGUUUUCUUUUGUUCCUGUUUGACAAACGAUUUUAAUUGUAAAUGUUGGAAAUGUAAAGGUACUGUACGACAUGUAGACUCUGACAAUUACUGUGCCAGUGUUGCCAAACGUUCAGCAUAUCGAAAAGUCGAUUUGUAUGAAAAUGUUUUUAAAACAUCUCCAAUAAGCUGUACAAUUGCUUUUUUGUUUGUUUGUUUGUUUGUUUGUUUGUUUUUUUCCCCCACAGAGAUUUUAUGUAUGGAAGACUUGACUCGGAGAACUGAUAGUUUACGUUUUUUUUCUUUUUCUUCAGACCACUUAUGAAAUGCUGGAUUAAUUUAAAAAAUAAGUAAUAAUAAUAAUAAUAAUAAUAAUAAAACAGCUGUUAACUUUUUCAGAAGAUUCUUAUUUCUAGCCAUUUUUUAAAUUUAUCUAUAAAUCACGUUAAGUACCAAAUUUGGUUAGUGUCUGUUACCUCUAUUGCUGGAGUGUUAGUUUGCCUAGGCCUAGUUAUGGGGUGUGGCUGAAGAACACUGACGCUCAUGUACAGGUCUUCUCGUUAGGUGAAGCUGAAUAAACUGUCUGCUUGGUGAGGGGGGGAAGAAGCUGACCUCGGCUGUUUACUGCGUCGAAGCUGAGGACGAGCAUUCUCUCUCUUUCAGUUCUUUUAAACGUGUAAAUAAUGUUUGUACUUGAUAUUUCUUAUUUAUAUAUAAAUAUAAUACUUCCACGUGUAUUAUUUAUAUAUAAAUAUAAUACUUUCCUGUGUAAUAUUAUUACUACUAUGACUACAGUUAUUAUAUUAUUACAAUUGUUAUUAUGCAUACAUAUUUGGCGAAUCCAUUUUAACUCAAGACGGAGUUGCACGGUUCAAUCUGACCAAUGUCAUUCUUAUUUUGUGUAAAAACGCCUUUCAUUAUUGAAAGGACUUAUUAAAUGUUAUAAUUAUAUGAUAGUUACUAUGAUUUAAUGAAGCGAAUUGCUAUAGGAAAUAAAAAUGUAUUUGACGAAAGGAA